AGGUGUUCUGAACUGUUGGCAAAGGAAAGCAAGUACAGGGGGAUUUUUAGAGUAGCAAUUUUCCAUCUUAUAUUUACAGAAUGAGAGGGAUUGAACAGAUUAUUUUGGCUUUCAUGUGAAAUAUUCAUUGUGAAUACUUGCAUGGUUUUUACCCCAUAAGAACUCUUUCUUCAUGUUCCUAAAUUAUCAAAGCAUUUUGUCUUUGCAGUAUGUCCUUUCCUUUAUUUUCCCCAGUCAAAACAAAGAACAUAUGAUGCAAGCUUCAUCUUCAGUGUGAAGAGACACUGUCCUUGCAUAAUGUUUUACCUGAAAAAUAAGAAAAAAUAAUGUCAACACCUGUGCUUGUACAAGGCAAUUCGACAGAGCUGUUGCUGUGUAGAAGCUAUUGAUGUUUUUCUUCUUGUUGGCUUGUAGUCCAGUUACAACAAUAGGGGAUUGUGCUGUCUCUUGGCAGUUAAAUCAUUCUAAGCUUCCAUUUCUCUCGUGAUUGGUCAUUUUCUGUCUUUUGAAAGCAAGCUGCUGGCAUACAGAGGUUUAAAUGUCUAGAGAGAGUGGUGACCUGCCACCUACAAAUUUUCAGAGCUGUUGACAAAACUGUAAAGCUUUUGAGUUCUCCCAGGGAGCAGAUGUCCGUGUAUUUAAUUGAAGCUACACUGUCUCUUUCCGUAGAUGGGCUUUCUGCUAAACACUUUCUUUUCUAGUACGUGCUAACAAGUGCUGUGCUGUGUGCAUCAAAUGUGAGUAUCCUCGGAUCACUGAUUUUCUGCAUGUAGGGUGUUUGUUUUGCGUUUUGGUGUAUCCUGUCUGUCUGUUGUUCCUCUGAGGUCUUUUGGCUCUCAGAGAGCGUAACUGUAUUCCAUGCUGGCAGUCACACUCGUGGUAAUAUUGCAAACUUUCUCACUGGAGGCUGGCCAGCAAUGGGCAGUGUUUCUGUACGGUGUUUAAGACAAAUCAGUACAAAACGACAUGCAACACCCGCCUCCGGUUUUCACUCGUCUUUACUGCCUGUGCCUGAAUUGUUGCUGUUCUCCCUCUCCUUUUCUUCUUUCUGUAAAACCAUGGCCCAUCGGCUGCGGUUUCAUUUUGGCUCUGGGCGAAGCAACACAGCCCCUGAAUCAGAGAUCCUCGACCGGGAAAGAGAAGAUGACUUUUUCAUGGCAUUCCACACUUUGCCAAGAAGAAACAGUCCUCAUGCUUUCUCCCGACACGGAGCAGAUUAUGGUGGGGGCAGCGAUUUUCAAGAAGUGGGCUCCUUAAAAAGGAGUACGUCCAUGUUUAUUCCCCAGCUGCUGAACAGUAUUGACGUGCGUCCGAUGAGAAGCUCGUCGAUGCAGAUCUCUCUUCAGCGCAAAGCUGCGAAUGACUGUGUGGAUGAGAGUGCAACCCUGGAAUCUCCCGAGGAGACACUUCCCCGUAAGUUCCCAGACUUCAGGGAGCGUUAUGCAUCCCCUGUUGAAAACCAUUCUUCCUCUCGGGGCAGUCCAGAGGUGACUCCUGAAAAUUCUCCACCCAGGCUGACAGAAGAGUUAGGGCGACAGCUUAAUGGAACUCUUUGCUGUAAUCAGAGGCUAUUCUGUACUGUUCCCUCCAAUAACCAGAGCGAAGAUGCUCCGUCUACGGCCCAAGAGGGUGAGACAAGUGAAGCAGCUUCAGGUUUAAACCUAAGCGGUGUGAGGAUUCAACAUCGUGCUUCCAGUGUAGAUGUGCCUCAGGUUACUCUGUUACCCUUUGGAUCUGAGGCUCAAAAUAACGCCCCCACCCCUGAGCCCCGGCGUUGGUCUUUGCAACAUGUGCCAGAUAUGUCAGCAAAUUCAGGGAAAAAGUUCUUUGUUCUCCAGUUACAACAGCCGCAGGCGAGUGGUACCGGUGGCGAAUAUAACUUUGGUUUUACUGGAACAAAAGGGGACAGGUUGGUCAGGUAUCCUCGCAUACGGCUAGAAAGGAGUACCUCCUACCCUGUCCAGCCACGACCGGAAGAAAUUAGCCCCACAGAUGAUGGAUUGAAUUCAGAACUGCAUGGAAAUGGAAGGAACGGGUCAGAAAUAUCUAGAAGCAAUUCAGUAGAGAGGAUUCCUCAAGGGCAGGGAUGUUUGUUUAAAAUCAGACCAGAUCAAAAUACGAGGCAACAGCACUUCAGAAUCCUUGUCACCCGUAAUCCUGAAGAACAAAAUCAGGUUGUUGGUAAAGAUGGUCGUGGCACCCCUGGUCCUACACCAGCCAGCACCACAACUAGAGACGACUUCCUGGGUCAGGUGGAUGUGCCACUUAGUCAUCUUCCGACUGAAGACCCAACCAUGGAAAGGCCAUACACGUUUAAGGAUUUCCUUCUCAGACCAAGAAGCCACAAAUCUCGUGUAAAGGGUUUCUUGAGACUGAAGAUGGCUUAUAUGCCAAAAAAUGGUGGUCAAGAUGAAGAAAAUAAUGAUCAAAGGGAUGAAUCUGAGCAUGGAUGGGACGUGGUUGAUUCCAAUGACUCCGCAUCUCAGCGUCAGGAGGAGUUACCACCUCCUCCACUGCCUCCUGGAUGGGAAGAAAAGGUUGACAACCUGGGACGGACUUACUAUGUAAACCAUAACAACAGAACUACUCAAUGGCAUCGACCAAGUUUAAUUGAUGUGGGAUCUGAUUCAGAUAACAACAUCAGACAAAUAAACCAAGAAGCAGCCCAUAGACGGUUUCGCUCUCGGAGACAUAUCAGUGAGGAUUUGGAACCAGAGCCUAUGGAGAGCGGAGACAUUCCUGAGCCUUGGGAAACCAUUUCAGAGGAGGCAAGUGCAAGUGGAGAUUCCUUAAGCUUGUCAUUGCCACCACCUCCUGCAUCGCCAGUAUCCCGUACCAGUCCUCAGGAGCUAUCUGAGGAACUGAGCAGAAGACUUCAGGUCACUCCUGAUUCUAAUGGGGAACAACUGAGUUCUUUGAUUCAAAGAGAUCCUUCUUCAAGAUUAAGAUCUUGCAGCGUAACAGAUACAGUCGCUGAACAGUCUCAAUUAUCUUUGCAGAGUGGCCCAUCUAGGAGAGCUCGUUCUUCAACUGUCACAGGUGGUGAGGAACCAACGCCUUCAGUGGCCUAUGUACAUACUACACCAGGCUUACCUUCAGGCUGGGAGGAAAGAAAGGAUGCAAAGGGCCGUACUUAUUAUGUCAAUCACAACAAUCGAACCACAACAUGGACACGUCCCAUUAUGCAGCUUGCUGAAGAUGGUAUGGUUGGGUCAGCAGCAAGCAGCAACAACCACUUAAGCGAACCUCAGAUCAGACGGCCUCGCAGCCUUAGUUCACCCACAGUAACUUUAUCUGCUCCACUUGAGGGUAUGAAGGACUCCCCUGUGCGCAGAGCAGUGAAGGACACCCUUUCCAAUCCACAGUCUCCACAGCCCUCACCCUACAACUCUCCUAAACCACAACACAAAGUUGCACAAAGCUUCCUUCCUCCUGGCUGGGAGAUGCGAAUAGCGCCCAAUGGCAGGCCCUUCUUCAUUGAUCAUAAUACUAAAACUACUACAUGGGAAGAUCCACGACUGAAAUUUCCAGUGCAUUUGAGAUCAAAAGCUUCUUUGAACCCUAAUGAUUUGGGCCCCCUUCCUCCUGGCUGGGAGGAAAGAAUACAUUUGGAUGGAAGAACGUUUUAUAUAGAUCAUAGAAGCCAGGUGUUGAUAUGUGGAGACAUUGAUACCAGAGACUUAGUGCCCUCAUACGAUAACAAAAUUACCCAGUGGGAAGACCCCAGACUGCAGAACCCAGCGAUUACGGGUCCAGCAGUUCCAUAUUCUAGGGAGUUCAAACAGAAAUAUGACUAUUUCCGGAAGAAGUUAAAGAAACCCGCCGAUAUACCAAAUAGAUUUGAGAUGAAGCUACACAGAAAUAAUAUUUUUGAGGAGUCCUACAGAAGAAUAAUGUCUGUGAAGAGACCUGAUGUACUAAAAGCCAGGCUCUGGAUUGAAUUUGAGUCAGAAAAAGGACUUGACUAUGGAGGUGUGGCCAGAGAGUGGUUUUUUCUCUUGUCCAAGGAGAUGUUCAACCCUUAUUAUGGUCUUUUUGAAUACUCAGCAACGGACAACUAUACACUUCAGAUUAAUCCUAAUUCAGGUCUUUGUAAUGAAGAUCAUCUUUCGUAUUUUACAUUUAUUGGACGGGUUGCUGGUCUGGCAGUAUAUCAUGGGAAGCUAUUAGAUGGCUUCUUCAUCAGACCUUUUUACAAGAUGAUGUUGGGGAAACCAAUAACUCUAAAAGACAUGGAGUCAGUGGAUAGUGAAUACUACAACUCUUUGAAGUGGAUCCUGGAAAAUGACCCUACAGAGCUGGAUCUCAUGUUUUGCAUAGAUGAGGAAAACUUUGGACAGACGUAUCAAGUUGACCUGAAGCCAAAUGGGUCAGAAAUCAUGGUAACAAAUGAAAACAAAAGGGAAUAUAUUGAUCUGGUCAUCCAGUGGAGGUUUGUCAACAGAGUUCAAAAACAAAUGAAUGCUUUUUUGGAGGGAUUCACAGAACUUCUUCCUAUUGACCUGAUUAAAAUUUUUGAUGAAAAUGAACUAGAGUUACUGAUGUGUGGCCUUGGCGAUGUUGAUGUUAAUGACUGGAGACAACACACAAUCUACAAAAAUGGAUACUGCCCAAAUCAUCCUGUUAUCCAGUGGUUCUGGAAGGCUGUUUUACUGAUGGAUGCUGAAAAACGGAUUCGAUUACUGCAGUUUGUUACUGGGACGUCACGUGUGCCUAUGAACGGAUUUGCUGAACUUUAUGGUUCAAAUGGUCCUCAGCUGUUUACAAUAGAGCAAUGGGGAACUCCUGAUAAACUGCCCAGAGCUCACACAUGCUUUAAUCGCCUUGACUUACCUCUUUAUGAAUCUUUUGAAGAUUUGCGAGAAAAGCUACUUAUGGCAGUUGAAAACGCUCAAGGAUUUGAAGGAGUGGAUUAAAACAAAUAUUUUUUUUCCCCCCAUUUAAGCAAGUUCUGCUGCACUUUUGCAUUUGCCUAAUGGACUCUGAGUGACUAUGGCAGAACAGUUGCACAACGUUGGUUCAUGGAGCAAACCCUUCGACAGUGCAGUUGCCUAAAUUCAGAAUUUUGAACUAUGGAUUUGAACCUGUGGAUGGCUUUUUUGAUGUUUUCCACAGCAGAUUACCAACUGGUUAACUUGUACUCUAAUUACAUUUCAGCAGGACUUACUCUAUUUAUGUUGUGCCUCUGUAGGCAAAGACCUUAAUAAAUAUUUUACAUAAUUUCUAAUGACAAUGAAUGGAAUUAAUCACUUUACAGGUAUAGUAUUACAACUCAUGUUUACUUUUUAAUUCAUUUAGACAUUUUCAGAUUAUAUUUCAUUACAAUUAAAUAUCAUGUACUUGGAAAAAAAUGAGCAUUUUUCUUAAUUUCAUACAAGACUUGAUGCCAGUGUUCUUUUUUCAAAGCACAUGUGCACAUGUUGAACCUUGUGUUCCCAAACCAUUAAGAAAAUAGGAGAAAGCUAUGUUGAGACUUUUCUCUAUAUUGGCUACAUCAAGAGUAACUCUUUUCAUUGAACAUAUAAAUAUUUUUCUGUAUCCAGAAGAGGUAUGGAUUCAUUAUUGCAUUUUUGUAUAAAUAAUAGAAUAGUUAUGAGUCAAGAGAGAAUCAUAACAUAGCAUGCCAAAUCUCAUGUUCAAUAAAAAAUUGCCUCAUUAUUCCUUGGUAAUAUUUACAUGUACUAUAAACCAUUUUGGGAUAGGGUUGGCAUUAAUCAUUUUAGGAAAAUAUGCUUAACCCUGUUAUUAUCUUUGUAUAGUGAUUCUUUUAUUAUUUUUUCCUCUUUACUGUUUGCAAUGGAGGCAUUUUGAAAGAAACCUGGCACUAUGUGAUUUGGCACUAUGGGAAACAGAUCUGUUUUGUCUCCUAUUUGUAAGCAUUUGCUAAUGAUAUCUAAAUAACUUUUUUUUUUGUUUGUUUCUAACUGCACCAACUCUAAAGGCACUUUAUGUAACACAUGGAAGUCAUAUCUGUUUUUUAUCAUAAACAUUAAUGUGAUUAUAUUCCUUCUCACUGCACAUGUCUUUCUGGUGCAAUAUCUAUCAAUUGUGAAUCUGGCUGCUGCUGAUGUAUAAAAAAAAAACAGAUAUAGAGCUGAGCCUGCAGACAUGUUCCUCAGCAAUUGUUUUUGUGAUUUAUUUUUUACUUAAUCACAAAGAUUUAUUUAAUAUACACUAUCUGUCUAUCUAAUCAGUUUUGUUACCUAUGACAUGUUGCAUGCUUAAACUAUAAUGUCUGAGUUGCAUCUCUUGUGUGAUGGAUUAAAAGUGAAAGAUUUGUAUUUGA
Molecule: messenger RNA, 6286 nt
Organism: Oxyura jamaicensis (ruddy duck)
Lineage: Eukaryota; Metazoa; Chordata; Aves; Anseriformes; Anatidae
Gene: NEDD4L
Product: NEDD4 like E3 ubiquitin protein ligase
Exons: 29
Coding region: 918-4916 (1332 amino acids)
Biological process (GO): ubiquitin-dependent protein catabolic process; regulation of dendrite morphogenesis
Molecular function (GO): sodium channel inhibitor activity; protein binding; ubiquitin protein ligase activity
Source: RefSeq, a predicted model, not a curated record